AGCAAGCGGCGCAGGGACCCCGCGGGCGGCUGGGGUUUCGGCGGCGCCCGCCUCCACUCCCUCCCCUCCAGCUCUUGGGGCUGGUCGGCCGGCGCCGCCUCCCGGGAAGAUGGCGCUGCACUUCCAGAGUUUGGCUGCAUUGGAAGCAUUAUGUACUCACCUCUACGUAGGAACUGAUCUUACACAAAGAAUAGAGGCUGAGAAAGCACUCCUGGAACUAAUUGACAGCCCAGAAUGUCUCAGCAAGUGUCAACUUUUAUUAGAACAAGGAACAACAUCCUAUGCCCAGCUCCUUGCAGCAACAUGUCUUUCAAAACUUAUUAGCCGAGUCAGUCCUUUACCUAUUGAACAGAGGAUGGAUAUCAGAAACUACAUUCUGAAUUAUGUGGCAUCACAACCCAAGCUGGCUCCCUUUGUCAUCCAAGCUCUUGUUCAAGUUAUUGCUAAAAUAACUAAGUUGGGGUGGUUUGAGGUUAAGAAAGAGCAAUUUGUCUUCAGAGAAAUUAUUGCUGAUGUGGAAAAGUUUCUACAGGGUACUGUGGAACACUGCAUAAUAGGAGUAAUGAUCCUCUCCGAGUUGACACAAGAAAUGAACCUGAUUGAUUAUUCUGCAUCAACAGGGAAACACAGGAAAAUAGCUACCUCAUUCCGUGACACUUCUCUCAAAGACAUUCUAGUGCUAGCAUGCUCUCUUCUCAAAGAGGUGUUGGCCAAACCUUUAAAUCUGCAGAAUGAGUGUCAACAAAAUCUGGUAAUGCAGGUCUUGAAACUGGUCCUCCACUGCCUUAACUUUGACUUCAUUGGCAGUUCAGCAGAUGAAUCUGCAGAUGAUCUUUGUACAGUGCAGAUUCCAACAACCUGGAGAACAAUAUUCCUGGAACCAGAAACACUGGAUCUUUUCUUCAAUUUGUAUCAUUCGUUUCCACCACUACUGUCUCAGUUAGCACUUUCAUGUUUAGUUCAGUUUGCUUCUGCAAGAAGGUCCUUAUUUAGCAGUCCUGAACGUGCCAAGUACCUUGGUAAUUUAAUUAAGGGAGUAAAAAGGAUACUUGAAAACCCUCAGGGUUUGUCUGAUCCAGGUAAUUAUCAUGAAUUUUGUCGAUUUUUGGCUCGUUUGAAGACAAAUUAUCAGCUGGGAGAAUUAGUUAUGGUGAAAGAAUAUCCUGAGGUCAUCAGAUUGAUAGCUAACUUUACAAUUACUAGCCUCCAGCAUUGGGAAUUUGCUCCCAAUAGUGUUCAUUAUUUAUUAACGCUGUGGCAACGGAUGGUAGCAUCGGUUCCUUUUGUGAAAUCUACUGAACCCCAUUUAUUAGACACUUAUGCACCAGAAAUCACGAAGGCCUUUAUCACUUCUCGGUUGGAAUCUGUUGCCGUAGUUGUGAGAGAUAAUUUAGAUGAUCCACUGGAUGAUACCGCUACUGUGUUUCAGCAGCUGGAGCAGUUAUGUACUGUCAGUAGAUGUGAAUAUGAAAAGACAUGCACUUUUCUUGUACAGUUGUUUGACCAAAAUGCACAGAAUUACCAAAAACUUCUACAUUCAGCUUCUCAGAUAACUGUGGAUAUGGCAAUUCAGGAAGGACGUCUUGCAUGGCUGGUAUACUUAGUUGGGACGGUUGUAGGAGGAAGGUUAACAUACAUCAGUACGGAUGAGCAUGAUACUAUGGAUGGAGAAUUAUCUUGUCGAGUUUUUCAGCUUAUAUCCUUAAUGGAUACCGGAUUGCCUCAGUGUUCUAAUGAGAAAAUAGAGCUUGCAAUUCUGUGGUUCUUGGAUCAGUUUCGUAAAACAUACGUUGGUGAUCAACUUCAAAGAACCUCAAAGGUAUAUGCCCGUAUGUCAGAAGUCUUAGGAAUAACAGAUGAUAACCACGUUCUAGAAACAUUCAUGACAAAAAUUGUUACAAACCUUAAAUACUGGGGAAGAUGUGAGCCUGUAAUUUCAAGGACCCUUCAGUUCCUAAAUGACCUUUCUGUUGGUUAUAUCCUUUUAAAAAAACUUGUGAAGAUAGAUGCCGUGAAAUUCAUGCUAAAAAACCACACGAGUGAACACUUCCCCUUUCUUGGCAUCAGUGAAUGUUACAGUCUCAGUGACUUCAGGUGCCGAACCACCUUCUACACAGCCCUCACUCGCCUUCUGAUGGUAGAUCUAGGCGAAGAUGAGGAUGAAUUUGAGAAUUUCAUGCUGCCUCUUACAGUCUCUUUUGAAACAGUAUUACAGAUAUUCAACAACAACUUUAAACAAGAAGAUGUAAAGCGUAUGUUGAUCGGGCUGGCAAGAGAUCUUCGAGGGAUUGCCUUUGCACUGAACACAAAGACCAGCUACACCAUGCUGUUUGACUGGAUGUACCCAACAUAUCUUCCCAUUCUUCAGAGGGCUGUUGAGCAGUGGUAUGGAGAGCCAGCAUGUACAACUCCCAUCUUAAAACUUAUGGCAGAACUGAUGCAAAACAGAUCUCAGCGCUUGAAUUUUGAUGUAUCAUCCCCUAAUGGAAUUCUUCUCUUCAGAGAAGCUAGUAAAAUGAUUUGCACUUAUGGUAAUCAGAUCCUGUCCCUGGGGAGGCUCUCAAAAGAUCAGAUUUAUCCAAUGAAACUCAAGGGCAUCUCCAUCUGCUAUUUGGCUCUCAAAUCUGCCUUGUGUGGAAAUUAUGUCAGCUUUGGCGUCUUCAAGUUGUAUGGGGAUAACCAUUUUGACAAUGUACUCCAGGCCUUUGUCAAAAUGCUGCUGUCAGUGUCCCACUGUGACUUGCUACAAUAUCGGAAACUGAGCCAGUCUUAUUAUCCACUUCUGGAAUGUCUCACCCAGGACCACAUGAGCUUCAUCACCAAUUUAGAGCCUCCUGUACUCCUGUAUGUUCUCACAUCUAUCUCAGAGGGACUCACUACUCUUGAUACAGUUGUCUCCUCCAGCUGCUGUACCAGUUUAGACUACAUCAUCACCUACCUCUUCAAGCACAUAGCAAAAGAGGGCAAGAAGCCACUUCGAUGCAGAGAGACUACCCAGGCCGGUCAGAGACUAUUACACUUUAUGCAGCAAAACCCAGAUGUCCUGCAGCAGAUGAUGUCUGUCCUCAUGAAUACCAUCAUCUUUGAAGACUGUAGGAACCAGUGGUCAGUGUCCAGGCCUCUCCUGGGGCUCAUCCUACUCAACGAGAAGUAUUUCAGUGAGCUGCGGGCAAGUUUGAUAAACAGCCAGCCUCUCCCCAAGCAAGAGGUCCUUGCCCAGUGCUUCAGGAACCUGAUGGAAGGAGUGGAACAGAAUCUGUCGGUCAAGAACAGAGACAAGUUCACCCAGAACCUGUCCGUCUUCAGAAGAGACGUAGCAGAAGCCUUGCGCUGUGACAGCAGCACGGAACCAUCCGGCAGCCAGGACAUGAUGAGCUGACCCAACUUCUCUGAGCAUGUGCCACACAGCCCUUCUCAGGACCUGUGUAGGCCAUGAUCCCAGGACAGUGAUGUUGGCUAGCCCAGGAGAAUCUAUUUUUCAAACAAACAGCAAGAGCAACAAAAAGCCCUACCUUUUUAUAAGUCUGGUCUAAUUAUAAGAGUUUAUAAUAGUGCAAACAAUGUAAAUUCAAUCUUUGCUCUUAAAAUGGAAGACGUUUUCCAUCUUUCUAGCAGAAAUCAUUAUCUUUGUUCUUAUAUUGCUCUAAAAGGGUGUAUAAAUGAUAUUUACCCAAAGAACAUAAUAAACCAGGUUUGCAUCUACGUGUGUACUGGUUAAUGGUUCUGCAAUCAAGGCUGUGAGUUUGUUGGUGAUGCAGCCUUCACCAUAGACCAUGGAUUGAGACAAAUGCCAUUUGAACCUGUUAAACUAGUAGUUUAUUAUGAGUCUGGAAGCAGCAGCAUUAGGGACCCUGCACUGUGGGCAUUUAGAACAAGCCUGGGAGCUCUGCAAAACAUCCCACAGGACUGCACACAGGACUGACUGCCUCAGCAGCAUCUGAUAAAGUUGAGAGACAGUAACACAAUUAAAUGACUUACAAACAGCGUUUGCUUUUCCCUGGCAUAAAUCUGAAGUGGUUCAGUCUAGAAGAAUUAAGCCAUACAAUCACUGCCUGCAGAGAGAUUUUUUCAGAAAGAGUCACGUAGCCCUAGUAGGAGGUGUUGGGCGGUGCCAGCACCCAGGCCUUCUUCCGCAACUUGAUUUUAAGAGAAACUGAAGUUCUGUAAUUGAAAUACAAUAUUUAAGGCAGCUCUGCCUUCUUGGGCCAUUGAAUAUAGUCCUAGGUACUCAAGUUCAGAGUCAUGGGGAUGGCAGUGUUCAGAGGAUGAGGAGCAGCUGGCUCCACAACUCAGAUGACUUUUGGGAUUGUGGCAGGAGAUACAAUCCAGUGACUUAACCCAAAUCCAAGACACAGGGCGGCCCUCACAGUUUGUGAUCUCCUGUAACUAGGCUACUAAUUUGAGAUGACCACUGUCAAGUGGUUUUAUAUUCUCCCUGCUGUGUCUUCAUGGCCCAGGCUUGUAAUAAAUACUGUGCCCUUUAUUUCUGAUAAGACAUGAAGGUUAGCCCUACUGUUGAACAAGAAGUAAAUCUACAGGCUCCUGUUAUAAUCU
Molecule: messenger RNA, 4554 nt
Organism: Orycteropus afer afer
Lineage: Eukaryota; Metazoa; Chordata; Mammalia; Tubulidentata; Orycteropodidae
Gene: RANBP17
Product: RAN binding protein 17
Biological process (GO): protein export from nucleus
Cellular component (GO): nuclear pore; cytoplasm
Molecular function (GO): nuclear export signal receptor activity; small GTPase binding
Source: RefSeq, a predicted model, not a curated record